CUUUUCCCAUCCAGGCGAGCGACGGAGGCGCCGAUGCCAGGUGGCAUUCAGCUACCUGCCCCAGAAUGAUGAUGAACUUGAGCUGAAAGUCGGGGACAUCAUAGAGGUAGUAGGAGAGGUAGAGGAAGGAUGGUGGGAAGGUGUUCUCAAUGGGAAGACUGGAAUGUUUCCUUCCAACUUCAUCAAGGAGCUGUCAGGGGACUCGGAUGAGCUCGGCAUUUCCCAGGAUGACCAGCUGUCCAAGUCAAGGCCUGAAGGUCUCCCUCCAGCUUCUCUGCUGCCCUUUCCAGCUCAUGGAGCAAAAGGAAAGACUACCUUUGAAGGGACAAUUCUGUACCGAGCUGCACCGGGAAAGACGGAGGGCCACAGACGCUAUUACAGCUUAAGGGAAACCACAGGCUCCGAGAGUGAUGGGGGUGACUCAAGCAGUACCAAGUCUGAAGGUGCCAACGGGACAGUGGCAGCUGCAGCCAUCCAGCCCAAGAAAGUUAAGGGAGUGGGCUUUGGAGAUAUUUUCAAAGACAAGCCAAUCAAACUAAGACCAAGGUCAAUUGAAGUAGAAAAUGACUUUCUGCCAGUAGAAAAGGUAUGUGUGACAGUUUCUGUUUUAUUACAAUGUAAUGUGGAAUUCCAAAAGUACAUUGUGGGGUUUGACAUCAUUCUCUAGUAUGCUGCUGCUUUCCUUACUGAUUUCCUCUUGUGUUAGCUUUCCAUCACUAUAAUAAAAUAUGAGAUAAUUAACUCAUGAAAGAAAAGUUAUUUUGACUCACAGUUUUGGAGGUUCCAGCCCAUGAUUGGUUGACCUUACAGCUUUGUGCCUGUAGUGGGACAAAACUGCUCAC
This is a messenger RNA of Castor canadensis (American beaver), 842 nucleotides long. Lineage: Eukaryota; Metazoa; Chordata; Mammalia; Rodentia; Castoridae. The record is from RefSeq and is a predicted model, not a curated record.